AUGAACCUGCCCCUCUCCGACCCGAUUCUGCUGGCCCAGGACAUUCCCGAGACUCUCACGGCGCGCCUGCGAUCGUCGGGCCAGGCAGUGUGCAUCCGCUUCUCCCACCGCGGCGACCUGCUCGCAUCCGGCACCGCCAAAGGCACAAUCGCCAUCUUCGACCUCGAGACCAAUGGAGUUGCGCGAAAGCUCAAAGGCCACACUGCUGGCAGGACUGUGCAGUCGUUGUCCUGGGAGAAGAGUGGCCGCUACCUGCUCAGUAGCAGCAUAGAUUGGAAGGUGAUCCUGUGGGACUUGCAAGAUGGCAGCAGAGUACGCACGGUCAACCUGGGCGCGCCAGUCUACAUCGCAGAACUGCAUCCCGCCAAUCACAGAAUGUGUGUAGCAGCUCUAUACGAGUAUAGGCCUGUGCUGGCAGACUUCACUCACGACACGAAGGUCAAGCAGAUGGCCCUCCCCAACCUGCCCAAGCGAGCGCCUCACGAAGAGAGUGGCGAGAAGGCGGAUGCUAAGCACUUCGCCACUGUCGCUGCCUUUACGCCAAGUGGAAAGUACAUAAUCACCGGCACCACCAAGGGAUGGCUGAAUGUCAUCAACACCGAAACCCGCGAGACUGUUCACAGCAAUCGCCUGUGCAGCAAGCCUAUUCUGCUCAUCCGCUUGAGUAGCUCCGGUCGAGAUCUCCUCGUCAACGCUUCUGACACCAUAAUACGCACCAUCAAGCUUCCUGACUUGUCAAAUCCCAAUCUGCAGCCCGACAGCAUCCGCUUGGAAGUCGAACACAAAUUCCAGGAUGUUGUCAAUCGCCUGUCAUGGAACCACGUGGCCUUUAGCAGCAAUGCUGACUAUGUCAUGGCUUCGACACUUAUGAACCACGACAUCUACAUUUGGGAGAGAGGGCACGGAUCAUUGGUGAAGAUUCUGGAAGGGCCGAAAGAAGAGCUGGGAGCUGUGGAGUGGCAUCCUGUGCGGCCAUUUGUCGCAGCCACAGGAGUUGAGAGCGGUCGCAUCUACCUGUGGUCCAUCAACACUCCUCAACGAUGGUCUGCACUUGCGCCAGAUUUCGUGGAGGUAGAAGAGAACGUGGAGUACAUCGAGCUGGAAGAUGAGUUUGACAUUCACGAUCAGUCCGAGCUACAAAAGCGACGACUCGAUCAAGAAGAUGAGGAGGUGGACGUGUUGACUGUGGAUGAAGAGCAGCUGGAGCGAGAGGGCAGAAAUGCCAAGGAUGGCACAGCGAAGGCCGGAGAGGAGUUUCGUAUGCCCGUUCUGCUGGACAUGGACGAUUCUGACAGCGAGGAUGAAAUAGUGGCCAUCGGCGCUGGUCAGUUCAGAAGAAAGAGCACCGCCCAGGCUGACGAGAUGGAAUUCGUGGACGGCGAGGAUCUGGUGAACGGAGAGCCCGAGAGCAAUGGACAUGCUGGUACGAAGCGACGACGAGGAGAUUGA
Molecule: messenger RNA, 1449 nt
Organism: Pseudocercospora fijiensis CIRAD86
Lineage: Eukaryota; Fungi; Ascomycota; Dothideomycetes; Mycosphaerellales; Mycosphaerellaceae
Exons: 1
Coding region: 1-1449 (482 amino acids)
Cellular component (GO): Set1C/COMPASS complex
Molecular function (GO): protein binding
Source: RefSeq, a predicted model, not a curated record